AUGACACUGAAAUGCCUAAGGGGAAGUACUAGUGGACAACAAAAACCUUCAUCUGUUGCUGGUGCUGAAAAUGAUAUAAACAUGUUGAAAGAACUUUGUCCUGAUGCUAGUGAAUCAGAUAUAUGUGAUGCAUUAAGUUUUUCAAGUGGGAAUAUUGAUCAAGCUGCUCAGCAAUUAUUGUUGACAGAUAAUCAAAAUGAUCUACCCAAUGUGUUUAUUGAUGAUGAUGAUGAUCAAGACAUUAUUCAAGAAACUGAAAAUUCAUUUGAUAGUGUACCUGUAGUAGUUGAUGUUUCGUCUCCAGCAAGUGCCCUCAAAUAUUUUCAACAGCAAAACACAGAUGAAGAUAGUCCCCAUCAACGCUUUUCUGUUUGCAGAAUGGAUGGAGUUGCAGAAUUAAGGAGGGACAUAAUCGGUAUUUACAAAAAUCAAAAAACAAAUCUUCGAGCAAAACCUAAAGUGCGAUUUGAGGAAGAGGGUGCUGUGGGUUCUGGCCCAGUAAGAGAAUUUUUGUCCCUUGCGAUGAAGGUUGUGGAGGAGGGUAUACCUUCUGCUACGUCAAAACCACUUAUUUUCUUGGAAGGUGAUAAAGAUCAUCUUCUUCCCAUACACGAUCAAUCCCUUCGCCUGACGGGCACCUUUAAGGCCCUCGGGAGGAUUAUCGGCCAUUCAAUCCUACAUGGUGGUCCUGGCCUUCAUGGUCUAUCCCCAACAGCAGUACACUACUUCACUACUGACCACGAAUUGCUCUUUCAACCACCACCACCUGUCACCCUUGAUGAUAUCCCUGAUAUUGAACUAAGGAGUCUUAUAUCACAGCUUGAUGUUAUGGACGUAAUUGCUAACCCUGCAGCUGAAUUGAGGUGUGCCCUUCAACCAUACUUAUUUGAAGCUGGAAUAGACCCAGACAACUUGAUAAGCAACAAAAAACUUACUGUUGAUGGAUUAAUACUAUAUCAAGUCCGAGAUAAAAGGCGUCUAGAACUUGAUGACAUGGCAAACGGUUCAAAUGGAGUGGUUGAUAUUAUAACAUUUUGGACAGGAAGCAGCAAGAUUGACUCAACAGAUGAUAAUUCUCUGCUGGUCACUUUUGAUGGUGGCGCAAAUAUGUUACCCCUAGCGGAGACAUGCUUCAAGAAAGUAAUACUGCCAGAAAAGCACAAUAGCUACGAAGUUUUCAAAAAGUACAUGGACAUUGCUAUUACGCAUGGGGCUAAAGGUUUCAGUUUCACCUAA
Molecule: messenger RNA, 1236 nt
Organism: Dendronephthya gigantea
Lineage: Eukaryota; Metazoa; Cnidaria; Anthozoa; Malacalcyonacea; Nephtheidae
Exons: 5
Coding region: 1-1236 (411 amino acids)
Molecular function (GO): ubiquitin-protein transferase activity
Source: RefSeq, a predicted model, not a curated record